Molecule: messenger RNA, 1389 nt
Organism: Trichoplax adhaerens
Lineage: Eukaryota; Metazoa; Placozoa; Uniplacotomia; Trichoplacea; Trichoplacidae
Exons: 12
Coding region: 1-1389 (462 amino acids)
Biological process (GO): lipid metabolic process
Source: RefSeq, a predicted model, not a curated record
AUGAAGAGCUUUGAUAUUAUCACAUUAACGAUGUUAACGUUAGCUGUUGGGGCCGUAAACGCUGACAUGGGAAAUUGGAAAGACUUAUAUACUGAGAGAGGAAAGGAUGCAUUUGUGAACAAGAUGAAAGAACCAUACAUCAAAUAUCAAAAUGAAGAAAAAAAUCCUCUUCGGUCUCCUUCAGUUCGCAGUUUUAUUAACAAACUUAAAGCUAGUAAUAAGAAAAAGAUGUAUCCUGUCAUGCUUGUUACAGCCCUAUUGGGAGCUCAACUCGAAGCUAAACUUGACAGAAAAAGUGUUCCAUACUUUUAUUGCAAGAAAAAGUCCAAAUGGGAAUUGAUAUGGGUAAACAUUGAAGAUUUUCUUCCCUUUAUUAUAGACUGCUGGGAGGAUAAUAUAAAAUUAAAGUACGAUGCUGUUACUCACGUUUAUUCUCCAGCAGCAGAAGGUGUCCAAGUAAGAGUUCGUACAGGAAUAGAAAACAUUCGAUUCAUUGACCCAUCGGGAUUGCUGAAAUCAUUAACUGGAGAGUAUAACACCAUUAUCAAUGCUCUGGAGAGUAUUGGAUAUCAGCAGAAUAAAAAUUUGAUAGCUGCUCCUUACGACUGGCGUGUUGGAGCUGAUUCUUAUUAUUUACCAAAUGGUAUAUUUCAUAAUUUGAAAAAAAUGAUUGAAGGAGCAUACGCAAACAAUAGCAAUACUCCUGUGGUUUGUGUGGCAGAAAGUUUAGGCAAUCCAGUCUUGACUUUAUUUUUGAACACCUAUGUUAGCGAAGCAUGGAAAGCAAAAUAUAUAAAAUCUUACAUUGCUCUAGCUGGAGUAUUCGCAGGUGCUGGACAGACAGUUGCUGGCGUGCUAUCUCCAAUACUAGAUGGAUUACCUGAUUUUAUUGAUCCUAAUAUUAUUCGUACGCUUGCUCGAAGUUUCGGCAGUAUAGCAUGGCUAUUUCCAAAUGCAAAGUACUGGAAAGAUUACGUUUUUCUCAGCACACCAACAAGAAAUUACACAGCUAGUGAUAUAGGCGCUCUAUUGGAACAGCAAUCAUUGCAUGGCGUUUAUGAAAUGUAUUUAAAUAACAAGGAUUUGACAACUCUGCAAGCUCCUAAUGUCACUGUCUAUUGCUGGCAUGGUAUAGGAGUCAAAACCCCGAAUAUUUUUCAGUACGAUAGUGAUAAUUUUGAUCAAAAGCCGAAAGUAAUCGAAGUUGAUGGCGAUGGACGUGUACCUUUACCAAGCUUACAAGUUUGUAGACGUUGGAAAGAUGAGCAAUCGCAGCCAGUAUCAUAUCGUUCACUACCGGGAGUUACACAUGUCGGCAUAUUAAGUAAUGAAAGAGUUGUUUUAGAUAUUUUAUCUGUAGCUACAGGUGGCCAGCCCUUUUCUGAUUAG